CCAGUGUCACCUCCACCUGUAGUGUCACCUCCCCAGUGUCACCCAACCCCACUGUCACCUCCAUCCCACUUGUCAUCCCCAGUGUCCCCAUGUCCCCAUCCAAGAGGACCUCCAUGUCAAUGUGCUGCACGUGGGGACACCGCUGUCACCUCCCUGUCACCUCCCCCUACGCUGUCACCUCUCCUCUGUGUCACCUCCCCCCCACUGUCACCCACCCCCAUGGUGUCACCUCCCUCCCGGUGUCCCCAUGUCCCCAUUCAAGUGGACCUUCAGUGUCACCUGACCCCAGUGUCACCCAACCCCACUGUCACCUCCACCCCACUGUCACCCACCCCCAUGGUGUCACCUCCCCUCUGUGUCACCUCCAUCCCACUGUCACCCACGCCCAUGGUGUCACCUAUACCCCAAUGUCACCUCCCCCCAUGGUGUCACCUCCCCUCUGUGUCAUCUCCCCCUACAUUGUCACCCCCAGUGUCCCCAUGUCCCCAUCCAAGAGGACCUCCAUGUCGCUCCCCCCCAGUGUCACCUCCACCUGUAGUGUCACCUGACCCAGUGUCACCCAACCCCACUGUCACCUCCAUCCCACUGUCACCCAAGCCCCAUGGUGUCACCUCCACCCCACUGUCACCCAACCCCCAUGCUGUCACCUCCCCUCAGUGUCACCCACCCCCAAUGUCACCUCCCCCCAUGUGUCACCUGACCCCAGUGUCACCCAACCCCACUGUCACCUCCACCCCACUGUCACCCACCCCCAUGGUGUCACCUCCCCUCUGUGUCACCUCCAUCCCACUGUCACCCACGCCCAUGGUGUCACCUAUACCCCAAU
Messenger RNA from Lagopus leucura (white-tailed ptarmigan), 826 nucleotides. Its product is annotated as vegetative cell wall protein gp1-like. Lineage: Eukaryota; Metazoa; Chordata; Aves; Galliformes; Phasianidae. The record is from RefSeq and is a predicted model, not a curated record.